Cryptococcus deneoformans JEC21 is the source of this 1211-nucleotide messenger RNA. RefSeq lists its product as hypothetical. The record is from RefSeq and is a predicted model, not a curated record. The transcript is spliced from 2 exons. Lineage: Eukaryota; Fungi; Basidiomycota; Tremellomycetes; Tremellales; Cryptococcaceae. Bases 178 to 1125 code for a protein of 315 amino acids.
CCAAUCCUGCGUGCUGUUCAUCAAUCUAUAGUUUCAAAGUAAUAGGCGCAUUGAAUUUCUGUUCUACAAUAUUCUUGAGCCAACGUUUUUCACCUCAUACUGCACGUCCUGCAUUGAUAUCAAGUUCCAUCUCUACGCGCUCAUUUUUCGAAGGAUCACAGACACUAUCAAAAUAAGAUGGCAUACCAACCUUAUACCGGAUUUGCCAUGACUGAGCCUCGUCCCAAUACCCAAGUCGCUCCCAGAAGAGUCAGCCCCUCAAUCAGAGAGCUUCCUCCUCCACUAUUCGUCAGCGAGCGCAAUUUUAAAGGCGUCAAGCUCAAAGACGACACGUUUUUCCUUAUAAUCGACCAAUAUCAACGGACCCGAGCACUCAGAAUCUUUGACAAUGAAGGGAUGAAGACGAUAGGGGAAAUCUCUGAGGUUUACCGGUGGCUGAAGAUGUUUCCCAACGUCGAAAGAGUUGAGAUCAACGCCAGCGCACUCAUCCCUUCACCGGAAGACGACGUUCAAAAGAAAGUUAGAAGGAACCGUCUUUAUGAACCCGAAACGCCCGUCAGACGCCACUUCCAACAACAGCUCGGAGAUCGUUUUGAAGAGCUGGCUAUAUUCAUUGACGGCGAUACCACUGAAGUCUACAAGACUUUCAGUGAGUUUUUGAUGAAUGACAUCCAACCUCGUAUUCUCACUUAUAUUAUCCCUUCUGAACAUUCCGGAAGUGAUGAAGAGCUCGAUUGUAUCUAUGGCAUGCCACAAUGUUGGCCGGGUGGACGAUGGAUUAGAGUUAUAGCCGACUUUCGCUGGCCAGAGAAGAGGCGAAAGGAACUGCACGAAUUUCAUCGACGCAUUUCGGUUCAGAUUGCUGAACGGGUACUUCAACAGUCUUAUGAUCAUGAGUUGGUUGCCGAUGAUGAUAGGUUUUAUACGAGAGAUGGGCCUUUGAGCGGACGAUGGGCCAAAGUGCAAUGGAACGUUGUAGGAGCAAAGAGAAUUAAGGGUUUGGUGAAGGAUAUAAUCAACAAGGAGAAGGAUCAAGAUCCGAAGAGGUUAUUGAACCUGUUUGAUCAGUAUGUUGAGGUAUUUGAGUUGACCGAAGGGGUCGCGAAAGAGUUUGGGCUAUGGUAAGGGCAGGGAAUCUUUUGUGGGAAAUAUGAGAAGUAGCAUUGUAAAAUUACGUAUAUCAACAUGACGUUUGCAUUAUUAUUAACUGA